ACAAUUUUGAAAAUUUCAAAUUUCAUUUUAUAUGAAACGAUUGUCGUACAAUAUUUUAAUUUCUCCUUCUAUAAGUAAAUAAAUAAAAAAAAAUUAUUGGAAAAUUUAAAUAACGAACAUGUCCUCGGAGUUAGUUGAAACGAAACGUUUGGAGCCUCGUGCAAUUUUCGGCAUAAAUGGCAAAGUUGAAUUUGGUUUACAUUUGCAUCCGGAUAAACGUUAUAUUGUCUAUCCAUUGGGCACCAAGAUCGGCAUCGAUGAUACAAAAACAAAUAAACAAGAAUUUGUUGGCGGUCAUACUAACAAUAUUUCAUGUCUGGAUAUAAGUCGAAGUGGUCGCUUUAUGGCGUCGGGGCAAAUAAAUAACAUGGGCUUUCCGGGCUAUGUAAUUCUGUGGGACUUUGAACAACGCAAGGAAUUGGCCCGGCACGAUUUGCAUAAGGUCCGUGUCCAAUCUAUUUGUUUUACGGCCCAUGAUAAAUAUGUGAUAUCAGUUGGUGGUCGAGAUGAUGGUUCUGUAAUAGUUUUUGAUAUUGCAACACUUACACCCAUAUGUAGAUCAGUUGCUUCCAGAUCCAUUAAUGGUAACGCCAUAGUUGUGAGGGCUUUACAGGAUAACCCAUCGUUCUUCAUAACAGCUGGAGAUCGUCAUCUUCGCAUUUGGAGUAUACAGCGUGAGAUGAAAAAGGUCAACGUGCACGAUGUGUAUGUGGGUAAACAUCAACGACGUUAUACGAGCAUUUCCAUUGAUCUUCGUGAUGAAUAUGUUUAUUUGGGAACAUUUAGUGGCGAUGUUAUCAAAAUUAUUCUCAAUUGUUGCGACUCGGCCAAUGUAACAAAGGCGGGCACAUUUUCCUCUAUGGUGGGGGCAUAUGGCACACAUAAUCCCCGCAAACCAUUUGGAAAAGAUUGUAAUCGUUAUGUAAAUGGCUUGAGAGUGGUUUAUAUUGUCGAUGACGGACUGCUGCUAAUGGGUGCCGGUGAUGGGGUGUUGGAAUUGGUGGAGGAGCGCAAGGAUAGAAGUUUUAAAAAUUAUCCCAGUCCCACAUGGCCCAUGUUGAAAACGCUCAAAAGAACCAAAGUCAAUGGAGCAAUUACCUCAAUGGUUCAGAUCACACCUAUCGAAUAUUACAUUGCCACGGAAGCCAAUGAAAUAUAUUUGCUGAACAUAAAAAUGUUUACUUUGAAACUGCUGAAGACCUCACAUCGGGAAGCUGUGCACAAUAUUGUUUUCCCCAAAAAUCUUUCUUCAGUCUUUGCCACGGCCGGCUAUGAAACCAUACGAAUUUGGUCGACGAAACGUCUGCAGGAAUUACUGCGAAUAAUGGUAUAUAAUUUCCAGUGUGCAGAUAUUGAAUUUACCAACGACGGCAGCAGCUUGGUCUCAGUGUGGAAUGAUGGUGUAAUACGGGCGUUUACUCCGAUAACUGGGAGAUUAAUUUAUGCUAUACCAAAUGCCCACAACAAAGGUUGCAGUGCCUUGUCUAUAUCAUCUACCGGUCGCAUUAUUGUCACCGGCGGCAUUGAAGGGCAGGUUCGUGUCUGGAAAAUUGAACCAUUUUGUCAAAGCCUUGUGGGAGUGCUGAAAGAUCAUUCGGGACCCAUAACAUCGUUGGACUUCAAUAAAAAUGAUACCGAAGUAAUUUCGGCCAGCUGUGAUGGUUGCUGUGUGAUAUGGGAUAUCAAUCGCAUGACUCGUAAAAAUGUCAUUACUGCAAAUACUCAAUUCAUGACAGCCAAGUAUUUUCCGACUGGUGUGCAAAUCCUUACCUGUGGCACGGAUGGUCGUAUACGUUACUGGGCCGUCUAUAAUGGUAGUCUAAUUCGUGAACUUCAAGGUUCAGGGAAAUCAUCUGUGAAUCACAUUGAUAUAAAUCCGACGGGGGAUUAUUUUGUUUCCGUUGGCAGUGAUCAAAUGGUGAAACUUUGGGAAUACAAUCGUGGUAUUGUGGUUGCUCAGGGCUCUGAACAUGCCUCGGCGGUAAAAAGUGUGGCCUUUAGUCCCUGUGGAAAAUUCUUUGUAUCUGGAUGCUCGGAUGGUUGUAUUAUUAUAUGGGAUGUUCCAGAGAAUUGCGGCUCAAACGAUCCCCUAGUGGAUUUCAAUAAAUUGAAAAUAUCUUCAAAUUAUAAAUCAGGAAACAUGGAACAGAGAGCCAGUGCUCGCGGCAAUCACAGUCAACGACGGGAAAAUAUAACAGAACUUGUGGCAAAUACUCCCAAAAAUAAUGUCAAUCUGAUAGAGUGUCCCCCAGUGGACAUGCAAAAGAUAAUCGAUGUAAAUUGUGGCAACCAACAGAUGGAUGUUAAAAAAUGUUGAACAUAAGAGACUGAGACUUAUUUUUAUAAAAGAAAAAAUCAUAUAUUUUUAUAUUAAUAAAAUUACAUACGUACACACAA
Musca domestica (house fly) is the source of this 2397-nucleotide messenger RNA. Its product is annotated as cilia- and flagella-associated protein 52. The transcript is spliced from 11 exons. Gene Ontology annotation, molecular function: protein binding. The record is from RefSeq and is a predicted model, not a curated record. Bases 119 to 2317 code for a protein of 732 amino acids. Gene Ontology annotation, biological process: cilium assembly. Lineage: Eukaryota; Metazoa; Arthropoda; Insecta; Diptera; Muscidae.